UCACGUUUUUCGGUUUCUUCUAUCUGCUAUACUAAUGUUUAAAAACCGUUUCUUACACCUCUCUCCCAACACCUAUUAAGACUCUCUCAGAGAGAGACUCUCUCCCAACAAAGAUUGACGCAGCAGGAGUGAGUUACAGACGAAUCAACAGGAACAAUAGGAGGAGGAGAAGCAGUGGUUCGCCAUCAGAAGCUUUGUCUCUCAAUUGAUAUAGACAAGCGUCGAAUUUACGGGUCUCUCUAUCUCUCUCCCCCUCUCUCUCUCUCUCCCUCCCUCUCUGGCUCUCUCCCUUUUGAACCAUCAGAAGCUUUGUCUCUCAAUUGAUAUAGGAAACGGUCGAAUUUACGGGUCUCUAUGUCUCUCUCUCUCCCCCUCUGGCUCUCUCCCCUUUAAACUCUAUUCAUCUAUUUGCUCGAAUUCGUUAGUACAAUCUCUCUCUCUCCCUCUCUCUCUCCCCCCCUUCCUUCCUCCCUCUCUCCCCUUUAAUACUCUAUUAAGCUAUUUGCUCGAAUUCGUUAGUACAAUUUGUUAAUUUGCUUUUUUUGGUGAUUGAUACGCCCCUGUUUUCAUGUCCUGAAUUUCUUUUUUUCACCUCAUACUACUUUACUAUCAUCACUAUGAUUUUAAUAGUUGAAAAAACUUUCUACGCUUUUACUAUGUUUAAUGUUGGCUUUAUUAGAAAUAUAUACAAGAUAGAGAUGAUCUUGCUAAUUUUGUGUGUUUCAUGUUGUUUAGUUACACAGAGCUUCAGGUGGUUGUUCCUGAAAAUAGAGCUUUCUAUUUACCUGUGUAGAAAUCUUAGUCGCAAUCAACUAGAGGGCCAGCUAAAUGACAUGUUUGGAUCGCUUUCAGCUCUCUCUACUUUGUGAUCUUCCUGAAAGUUUUGCCGCUCUUUCAAGCAUGGCCAAUAUAUAUUUGUUGUGCAGGAAUUUGCAAAACAACCAGUUUACAGGCUCUAUUGAUGUCCUUUCUAAUCUUCCCCAACAUAAUCUGAAUAUUGGAAAUAACCAUUUCAGCGGUUGGAUUCCUGAAAGAUUAAAAAACAUAAAUAUUUAUAUAUACAUGAUUAUUCUAACAGGACAGAGGGCAACUCAUGGAGUUCCGGUCCUGCACCACCUCCUCUACCUGGAACUCCUCCAUCCAGCAGUAGCAACCGAAAUAGAAAACAAAAUGACAAUAAAAACUCAUCAGAUGGUGGUGGAAGCAAGAAAUCAGGUAUAGGCGGUGGUGGUGUGGCAGGAAUUGUGAUAUCCAUUUUAGUUGUUGGAGCCGUGGUUGCAUUCUUUGUAGUGAAGAAAAGGUCCGAAAAAUCAUCUGCAGAUGUAGAGAACGCUGGUAGUCAGCCUUUCACUUCUUACGCUUCACAAGAAGUCCAAGAUAUGCUUUGAUCUUGAAGAUUUCUAUUAACUGCUUGACUGUCCUGGAUUUCAAGUCUGCCACUGUGCUUGACUGUCCUGGCUUGGCUUAUAUUCAAAAUUCUAUUUAACAGCCUGGGGACUAUUCUGAUGCUUUUUUAUUUUUAGUUUAUAGGUUGGCCUUCCUUGUCUUCUGCAGGUUCUGGAUAGAAUCUCUAAUUCCAGCAAAUGCUACCAGGAAUUCUGCCGCAUCACCAAGCCUUCAGACCUGGAAAUUUUGAUCUGGAUAAGAGAGGAUUUGUGUUAAGUUCACUUUGUUAGUCCGGAUGGUAAACAUAUUGCUGUUGCUCUUCUGGAUUGUACUGUAAAGGCUGUAGAAGAUUACGAGAAAUCCUUGAGUAGGAAUAACAGCCGCAAAUGGAUUGUACAGGUUGGUGCAAUGGCCCAUGGGAAAAUUGAAAAGGAGUUUGUAGACGAUUUUAUAUCAAUUUCUAGCUACCCAUUGAGUGCGGCAUAUUGUAUAUCAAAGAUCACAAAUGCUUUGGAACGGAAAUGGAAAAUUCUGUAACUCAUUGAUUCAAGAGUCUUGCAGUUUGGCCAAGAUAUAAGCAAUGGCAUACACUUUCUGUAUAUCCAUUAAAUUUUAGUUUGUUGUGUUUUUUGGCAUCUGGAUAUUUGGCUGUUGUUUGCAAUGAGUAAUAUACCCUUUCCGUCCCAUAA
Molecule: messenger RNA, 2075 nt
Organism: Daucus carota subsp. sativus
Lineage: Eukaryota; Viridiplantae; Streptophyta; Magnoliopsida; Apiales; Apiaceae
Product: protein STRUBBELIG-RECEPTOR FAMILY 7
Exons: 10
Coding region: 829-1221 (130 amino acids)
Source: RefSeq, a predicted model, not a curated record